AUGAUUGUUGGUCUUGUAUUUUCAUUGAUUUUAACAUGGAUUAUAUCAAUAAUUCAACCUACUUCAUGGUAUGGUAAUUCAACAUUAGCCAUAUUUCUUUUUAUUUUACCAUGUUUAAUUGGUUUUAUUAUUUUUCAAUCUAUAUUUGAUCUAUUACAUCUUUGUAUUCUUCGAAAAUCUUCUCAAAAUUCAAAUGAAUAG
This is a messenger RNA of Adineta steineri, 201 nucleotides long. The record is from the annotation of a GenBank genome assembly. Lineage: Eukaryota; Metazoa; Rotifera; Eurotatoria; Adinetida; Adinetidae.